CCCUUGCCUCCGAAUCGGAUCGCCGCCCCCGCUGCCGCUGCCGCUGCCGCCGAGCGGAAGCAGCCAUCACCCCAAACCCUAGCCAGCCAUCCAACUAUGGAGCCGCCCGCCGCCGCCGCCGCCGACUCCUCGCCCGAUCCGACGCCGCAGGACCAGUUUCCUGCCCCGUCCCCUUCUCCCUCCGCCUCCCCGGCCAAGCGCUCCGCCUGGAAGCACCCCUCCCCCAACGGCCCCGCCGUCAUGGAUGCCAACCACUGGCCCGCGCUCUCCGACGCCGCCAAGGGCAUCAAGCUCCCAGACUCCUCGUCUUCCUCGCCUGCGCCCGUCGCCGCCCCAUCGGCCGUUGCCAAUUCCUCCAGUUCGCAAAAGCACGGCGCCCAUCACGUCCGCCACAAGUCCGCCAGGCGUGGCGGCGGCGGGGAGCACUCUCCACGAGACCAUCCUGACCGGACCACAGCCACGGGUUGGGACCACGCCGGCGGCGGUGGGGGUAGGGGUGCCCAGAGGAACCAUAAUAACGGAGGCGGCAGGAGAGGCAACGCCGCCGCUGCCUCUGCCGCCGGACCUUCUCACCAUGGUGCCGGUGGCAGCGGCGGAGGUGGAGGCUUUGGUGCCAGGCGAAGAGGGGCCUACGAGCCGCCCUUCUAUCGUGGCCCUCCACCACCAGUGGGCAUGGGCCACUACAUGCGAGGUGCCCCACCACCACCACCUCCUCCGCCGCCCAUGACCGUCGCUCCACCGUUCAUGGGCCCGCCACCGCCGCCAGUCUCACCCAUGCGCCCCUUCGCUGGACCAAUGGUGUUCCAUGACAUGUCAUCUCCUGUAUCCCCCAUAUACUUUUAUGGGCCACCACCACCAGAGGCUCUUAGGGGACUGGCUAUUGCGCCUCCUAUGGUUGGUCCACCUGCUUAUCCUUACUUCCAAGCGCAGCCUGAGCCACAGCCUGAGCCUCAGCCUGAUGCUGAGCCUGACGUAGAAGAGGAACGUGUCAAGCUGCUCAAGCAGAUAGAGUUCUACUUCAGCAAGGAGAACCUGUGCUCAGAUGUUUACUUGAGGCAGCAGAUGGAUGAUCAAGGCUGGGUUGAUAUAUCUCUUAUAGCUGGCUUCAAAAAGGUCCAAGGGCUAAAGAAGGACCUGCAAUAUAUAAAAGAGACGGUGCAGUCCUCAUCUAUUCUGGAAAUGAAGGAUAACAAGAUCAGGAAGCAUGAUGACUGGGUGAAAUGGGUGAUCCCUCGUGAGAGCAAUCCUGAUGUCCCGUCAAGCUCAGCAUCUGUACCAAGGCCUGAUGUCAAUAAUCUGACGGCACAUCUUGGAGGCAUGGAUCUGCAGGAUUCUGCUAGCUCUGCUGGCGCUGUGGAGCCGAAGCAUAAUGAUGUGGUCCAGAACGGAUCGCCUUCUGGUAAUGAAGAGGCUGCAGUAGCUGAGGACAGCUCUGAUCAGCAGUAGUUACAACAAGGCAGUGGUUUGGAUUCACACCAUGACUGCAGGGGUUUUGUCGGUGCGCGAAUGACAGGGCACAAGUGGUAACUUUUUUUUGGCAACUUUUGGAGGGGAGGCGAGAGGCGUAUUAGACUGACAAGCGAACGUGUUUACUGGCGUUCAGGUAAGAUUUUGGUUUACCUUGUUAUAUUCAGGGGUAGCGAUGAAGAUUUGGGGCAGUUGGUGGAAUGGAGAUGAAGCAGAAUAGUGGGAAAACGAAGGUGGUGAUAUCUGGAGGCGCCUAGGACCGAGGACAAAGAUUAUGUGUGAUAAGUUAGUAGCCCCCCUGUGGUUGUUUACUGGGGGGGGUUGCGUUUGCACACGGGCGCUUGGAUGCUAUCAUGCUGUUGUUACGAUGAACUAGUUGGUUUUCGUCUGCGUUAGGAUGGGGGAUGUUGUAGGACCUCCGAUUUUUUUUAUGGAGGAGCUGAACUUGGAGAGCCAGGGAGUUUUUUUUUUUUUUGGACUUGUUGUUUUGUGGCAUGAUGGUGUUAAAUUGAAGUAAGAAGAUGCUCAUUCUGCUGU
Zea mays is the source of this 2004-nucleotide messenger RNA. RefSeq lists its product as uncharacterized. The record is from RefSeq and is marked predicted. The coding region runs from base 97 to 1446 and encodes 449 amino acids. NCBI's taxonomy places the organism in Eukaryota, Viridiplantae, Streptophyta, Magnoliopsida, Poales, Poaceae. The transcript is spliced from 6 exons. Gene Ontology annotation, molecular function: RNA binding.